AUGAGUUUGGGGUGGAUCAAAUCCUUCAAAAAUGGGUUUGGGUUUGACCAAACCCCUCAGAAUCUGGGCUGGUUCCUCACCACCUUCCCCCUGCCCGUGGCCACGCGUGGCUGUGACAUCUUCAUGUACGAGGGUCUGGAGAUCGUGUUCCGCGUGGGGAUGGCGCUGCUGCAGUUCAACCAGGCCGAGCUGGUGCAGCUGGACAUGGAGGGCAUGUCCCAGUACUUCCAGAAGGUGAUCCCUCACCAGUUCGACUCGUGCCCCGACAAGCUGAUCCUGCGCGCCUGCCAGGUCAAGUACAACCCCCGCAAGAUGAAGAGGCUGGAGAAGGAAUACGCCGCCCUCAAGAGCAAAGAGAUGGAGGAGCAGAUCGAGAUCAAGCGGCUCCGCUCUGAGAACCGCCUGCUCAAGCAGCGCAUCGAGACCCUGGAGAAGGAGAGCGCGGCCCUGGCCGAUCGCCUGAUCCAGGGCCAGGUGACGCGGGCGCAGGAGGCCGAGGAGAACGACGUCAUCCGGCGCGAGCUGGCGCUGGUGAGGCAGCGCUGCAGCUCGGCCACCGAGAGCCUGAGACGAGCACAGAGCACGAUUCGAGAGUUACAGGUGUGUCAGGGUAACCCCCGGCUGAGCGAGGAGUUCGUGGCGCACCUGGAGACGGAGCUGGAGCGGUCGCGGCUGCGCGAGAGCGAAACCCUGGGAGCCCUCAAGGAGAUGCAGGACAAGGUCCUGGACAUGGAGAAGCGGCAGCCGCUGCUCCCGGAUGACUCCAGCGUGGUUCGGCUUCAGGAGGAGCUGCAGGAGCUGGCGCUGAGGGACAUCGGGGACAUCGGGGACACCUGGCAGGUGUCCCCACACCUGACCAGGUGUGUCCCUGUCCCCCAGGUGUGCGGGGGCCGCUGGCAGGAGCCGCGGGCGCUGCACGAGGCCGUGCUGGGGGUGCAGCUCCGCGAGAGCCAGGCCCAGGCGGAGCUGCGGGCGCUGAGACAGAGGGUGCUGCACCUGGAGACACAGGGCCGGAUCCAGCGGUCGGUGCUGGGCCGUGCCGAGCAGGCCUGUGCCGGGCUGCGGGAGCAGCUCCGCGCCGCGGCCGCCCAGAGCCAGGGGCUGCAGGCGCAGCUGAGCGAGAGCCACCGCAAACACGCCGAGGCGCAGUGCAAGAGCAAGGAGGAGGUGAUGGCCGUGCGGCUGCGUGAGGCCGACAGCAUGGCCGCCCUGGCCGAGAUGAGGCAGCGCGUGGCCGAGCUGGAGAUCCAGCGUGAGGAGGGGCGGCUGCAGGGGCAGCUGGAGCACACGGACACGGCGCAGUACAUCCGGCACCUGCAGGGCCACAUCCGGCAGCUCAAGGCCGAGAUCCGGCUGCUGCGGGGGCCGCUGUCCUUCGGCGCGGUGGCCUUGGGGACACCCCUGGGGGACGAGGACUCGCUGGGCUCCUCGGACGAGGAGCUGCCACCGCCACCCUUCGCCCUGACCCCGGGGGACACCGGGGACACCGGGGACACCGGGGACAGCAGCGACAGCGAGCCCGAGGUGGCACUGACAGCACCGUGACACCCAGGGGACAUUGGGGACACCGGGGACAGCAGUGACAGUGAGCCCGAGGUGGCACCAACCGCACCGUGACACACAGGGGACAUUGGGGACAUUGGGGACAGCAGCAACAGCGAGCCCGAGGUGGCACUGACAGCACCGUGACACCCAGGGGACAUUG
Messenger RNA from Melozone crissalis (California towhee), 1705 nucleotides. RefSeq names its product ecotropic viral integration site 5 like (gene EVI5L). Bases 1 to 1545 code for a protein of 514 amino acids. The transcript is spliced from 15 exons. The record is from RefSeq and is a predicted model, not a curated record. NCBI's taxonomy places the organism in Eukaryota, Metazoa, Chordata, Aves, Passeriformes, Passerellidae.